Messenger RNA from Rotaria sp. Silwood1, 1324 nucleotides. The record is from the annotation of a GenBank genome assembly. NCBI's taxonomy places the organism in Eukaryota, Metazoa, Rotifera, Eurotatoria, Philodinida, Philodinidae.
AUGAAUCGUUAUUUUUCAAUAUUGAUUCUUUUAUUCGGUACAAUUGGGAAUGUUCUGAACGUGCUCAUAUUUCAUCAACCUAAACAUCGAACAAAUCCAUGUGCUGUCUAUUUCUUCUAUGCAUCAAUUGCUGGUCUAAUUGCUCUUUAUUCUGGCUUAGCUAGUAGAGUUUUUGCCAUUUUCUCACUUGAUGCAUCAGCAACCAAUGCUACAAUUUGUAAAUUGCGCGCUUUCAUCGUUUGGGUAUCAACAACGGCUUCAUCCUGGCUUUUGACUUAUGCUACUAUCGAUCGAUAUUGUAUAAGUUGUCGUGAUGUGCGUCGUCGGAAUCUAAGCAAUCUUCGUUUCACACGCAGAUUAAUGAUAUUUGCAGUUGUCAGUGGAUCGUUGAUAUUUGCCGAAACUUUCUAUUGUUACGUACCAAAUCUUCGAAAUUCUCCAUUGACAUGUUACGGUCAAAAUAUGGCAUGCCGUUUGUACAAUGAAAUUGCUUCAGCACUCGCAUUCGUUUUUAUACCAUCAAUCAUUAUGCUGAUAUUUGGAUAUGCAACUGUACAAAAUGUGAGAAAAUUACUUUUCUCAAUUGCACCGACAACUAGUACACAUGGAACAACAAUGACAAUGAAGAAGACAGAUCGACAAUUGAUUCAAAUGUUAAUUGUUCAAAUUAUCCUUUUGACUAUAUUCAACAUUCCAUUGGCUAUUCAACGUCUCUAUUUAACAUCAACAUUAAAUGUUCCAAAAAGUUUGUUGAGAUCGGCAAUCGAAAAUCUUUGUUUUCAGCUAUUUUACCUUCUGAGUUUUAUGAGUUUUGGAAUGCCAUUUUACAUCUACACAUUAACCGGGACCGUGUUCAGAAAUGAAUUUAUGGAAUUAUUUCGAUUCGUUUCUCGAAAAGUAAGAAUAGCAGCAUUUUAAAGAUCGAAGAGUGUGUGUAUUCAUAACCGUUUUGUGAAAUAAUCUUAUUAAUAAAUGUUGAAGUAUAUAUUUCGUAUCGAAGUUAGCAUGUUUAUCGAAGUUAUAACUUCUAUAAACAUAUUUCAUCGAAGUUGUUUGGAUGAAGCUAAAUACAGAAAUCGUUGAUUAUUUAAAUAAUAUUAUUAAACUUGACAGCUAUAGUUAAUUUUCUACUAAGUGAGAAGCUUACAUUUGAUAAAAAAAUUCAACAAUCACAAACUAUCAACAAGUAUUGAGACAAAACAUUCUUUUUUAUCUACUCAUUUAUUUAGCUUCCGUUCAGAAAACAAGAAGUAAAUCGUAGAAAAGGUGUUCAUAAACAUUGAUGUGCCAUAAUUAGGAAUAAAAAUAUAGACUGAUAGUCACU